AUGAAUUUGAGUCAAUCUGAUUUACUCUUAACUGCUGCAGUGACUUGUUGUGUCUUAAUAUACCAGUUAACAAAAAACAAAUUAGGUAGUAGAAAAAGAUCUCAGUGGACAAAAAAGUGGCUGCAGAGAAAAAAGGGUAGAGGUACUUUAGCUCUUUUAAACAGGGAGCUACGAGUAGAGGAUACGAAUGCUUAUAGAAAUUUUCUUCGCCUUGAUGAUACUCAAUUUGAUUACCUGUUAGCAUUGGUCGAACCUCAUAUAAAAAAGGAAGACACUUUCAUGAGAGAAAGCAUAAGUGCCCAACACAGGCUUGAUGUCACAUUGCGUUUCUUGGCUACUGGUGAAACAUAUAGAAGUCUCAUGUACAGCACAAGAAUUCAUGAGAGCACAAUUUCUAAAAUUGUUCCAGAAACAUGCUUAGCAUUAUGUAGAUGUUUGAAAGAUGUUUAUUUGAAGAAUCCAACUACAGAUGAUUGGUUGAAAGUUGCUGCAGAUUUCCAAAGCAAGUGGAAUUUUCCAAAUUGUCUUGGAGCAUUAGAUGGCCGUCACAUAGCUUUUAGCCCACCUACAUCUGCUGGAUCAUAUUACCACAAUUACAAAGGCACAGACAGUAUGGUUUUACUAGCUUUAGUAGAUGCCAAUUACAAAUUUAUCUAUGUGAAUAUUGGUGUUAAUGGCCGAAUUAGUGAUGGGUCUUCAGUGCUUGUGGACUUUAUAAAAGAAUGCAAAACAAGACACUUAAUCUGCCACCAGACAGAGCUCUUCCUGCUUCAACCUCAUCUCUUAUCUCACUGUCCGUUAUUCGGUCAAGCUUUGAGGCAACAUAUUCCCCAAAGAUCUGGUUAG
Messenger RNA from Acanthoscelides obtectus, 846 nucleotides. The record is from the annotation of a GenBank genome assembly. Lineage: Eukaryota; Metazoa; Arthropoda; Insecta; Coleoptera; Chrysomelidae.